Molecule: messenger RNA, 1056 nt
Organism: Serendipita indica DSM 11827
Lineage: Eukaryota; Fungi; Basidiomycota; Agaricomycetes; Sebacinales; Serendipitaceae
Source: the annotation of a GenBank genome assembly
AUGUCAUUGCGUAUCGCAACUACGGCGCUCGCCUUCAUCUUAGGCGCGAAUGCUCAAUAUAUCGCUACUUAUGACCCGAACAAUCUCCCUCAGAAGACCGAGAAUGGGCAAGUUGGUACCAACCAGUGUGGCGAAGCCAAUAGCCAAACCAGUCUUUGCCAAAACGUCUAUGUGAACGGACCGGAUGACUUUUGUCUCUGGGGACCACAACAAACGGCAUCGAUUGGAAAUGUAGAAGGGGAGGUCGUGGCAUAUUGUACCAAGCCUGGCCGCGGCACGCGCUUGUUCCCAGACGGCACUAUUCUCUCUGCGCAUUUCCUCGAGACACCAGACUAUAUUCAAAUCACCGGUACGGGCGUGUUUACGAACAUUGGGGUCAUCCCAGACGGUGGAGGAGAAUUGGAUCCUCAUGGCGCCGAGGGCACUGGGAACCCAAUUGGAGGUCUUGUCUUCUCAAACGUCUGGACGGGUGGAAGCGGAGCUGGCCAGCAAAUUCAUGAGUGGACCAACUUUAUGAGCGAGUCCGAGUACUGCAUCCGAGUCUGCAAAGAUGGCCCGAUGGCACCGACCUACUGCGGUCACGUCUAUGAUAUCAACGGAUGUCAGUGGAAUAUCCCUGGAAGGUAUGAUGAUGGAUUUGAGAGAUGCCAGGCGGACAACACUCUUCCAAUGGGACUUUAUCCACAACCCGACGGUUCGACGAGCACGUAUAGUCCACGCGCAUCACCCGUACCUACACCACACCCAGCCGCCGCAAGCUCCAAUUGCCAAACCUUCGAAUCGACCGCCCUCUUCAACGGCCUCCCAGCCGCGCCAGCAUCGGCAUCAUCAUCUACGACUACCAGCUCUUCAUCCAGCUCGUCUAUAUCGAGCACUACUCCGAGAACCACUGCACAAUCGACUUCCCGCGUCAGUGGAUCCAGCUCUAGUCAUGAGCGUCCGCAGACAUCGUCACCUGCGCCGACCGGAUCGCCAAAUAGUGCAUCUGUAGGCAAGGGCCCUGGCUUUGGUGCUGCUGGGCUCGGAUUCAUGGCGGUUAUUGCACUGUGGAUGUAA